This is a messenger RNA of Penicillium canariense, 810 nucleotides long. RefSeq names its product Bax inhibitor-1 family protein. Gene Ontology annotation, cellular component: membrane. The coding region runs from base 1 to 810 and encodes 269 amino acids. The transcript is spliced from 3 exons. The record is from RefSeq and is a predicted model, not a curated record. NCBI's taxonomy places the organism in Eukaryota, Fungi, Ascomycota, Eurotiomycetes, Eurotiales, Aspergillaceae.
AUGGCUGCGAAUGCUCGAUAUCAGCCCGCCCCGCAGCGGGACUCCUUUGAGGACCAGCCGUACACUCAAGCACCGCCGUCCUACCAGGCCACAGCGGACCCGCAGCCGCGCUCCGAAGAUGACAACGUGCCGGACGACUUCAAGUUCGGCGGUAUGGUUGCGGAGGGGACGAUUGAUAUUCGAAUGCAGUUCGUGCGGAAGGUGUACUCGAUACUGACCGCCCAGAUCCUUCUUACAACCAUCCUCAGCUCCAUCUCGUUCUUCAACGCCACCUACUGCGAAUGGAUCCAGCAAAACAUCUGGUUCAUGUUCAUCUCCAUCUUCGGCGCCCUGGGCUUCAUGCUUGCAACCUACUGGAAGCGCAAGUCAUAUCCCGCAAAUUUGCUGUUCCUCUCCGGCUUCACCUUGAUGGAGGCCUAUUCCAUCAGCGUGGUGACAUCCUUCUACGAAGCGCGAGUUGUUCUGCAGGCCCUGGUGCUAACACUGGGUAUCUUUGUUGCGCUCACGCUCUUUGCAUGCCAGACCAAGUAUGACUUCACCCACUGGAUGCCUUACCUCUUUGGCGCCCUGUGGUUUAUGAUCCUGUUUGGAUUCGUGGCCAUGUUCAUGCCGUUCGGCAGCACCAUGGAGCUUAUCUACGGUGUGCUUGGUGCCCUGAUCUUUUCGGGCUACAUUCUCGUGGAUACUCAGCUUGUUAUGCGACACUACCAUGUCGAGGAGGAGAUCGCUGCUGCUAUCGCGUUGUAUCUGGAUGUGCUGAAUUUGUUCCUGUCUAUCUUGCGCAUUCUGAACAGCCAGAACAACAACUAA